Messenger RNA from Coccomyxa subellipsoidea C-169, 1488 nucleotides. Its product is annotated as MFS general substrate transporter. Gene Ontology annotation, molecular function: transmembrane transporter activity. Gene Ontology annotation, biological process: transmembrane transport. The record is from RefSeq and is a predicted model, not a curated record. The transcript has 7 exons. The coding region runs from base 1 to 1122 and encodes 373 amino acids. Lineage: Eukaryota; Viridiplantae; Chlorophyta; Trebouxiophyceae; Coccomyxaceae.
AUGGGCCUCAUGGGCAUGUACAGGGGAUUCAACAACCCUGCAGUUGAGUCCAUCUUUGCAGACUCUGUACAGACCGGCAAAAGCAAGCUCUACACAUGGAAGCAUGUCAUCACGAGCCUGUCGUCUGCAUUUGGUCCAAUUGUGAGUGUGGUGCUCUUCUACAUUCUUGGAAAUCAGUGGGAGGUCGGUGACUGCAGGAUUGUGCUGCUCAUCGGCUUGAAUUCCAUGCUGAUUCCUCUGUGCGUCAUGUGCUUUUUCAAUGAUGAUCGCACCUUAGGUGCCAUGAGCGAGGCUGUCAGCCCUCUGAUAGAUGCAGAGCAGUCUCCGGUCAAAACAGUGCCCAGCAAUGAGGAUUUGAGUGGCCACCGUUCCUGCUGUUCGUCUGCAUUUCUUGUGCCAGCCCUGAUCACCUCUUCAGACCUAAUUGGGUCCCUUGCAUCUGGCAUGACCAUCAAAUUCUUCGGACUGUUCUUCAUGCAGAAGUGCGGCCUGUCGCCCGUGACAGUAUCUAUCCUAAGCAGCGUCAGCCCAAUUUUUGUCAGCUUUGGCUCGAUCGCAGCACAGUCCAUCUCACACUGGUGUGGGAAGGUGCCAGUGACAUUAGUCACGCGCGCAUGUGACAUUGCACUGCUGGUCACAAUGGCGUUCCUACCCACGGGAGACAGCCCUUUGAAGCUGGUGCUGCUGGCGGUGCACCUGCUUAGAAAGGCCUGCGCGAAUUGCACUCGGCCCCUCAUGCGCAGCAUCCUAAUGGAGCAUGUGCCCAAGCGCCACAGGGGCAAAGUGAACGCCCUGGAUAGCGUCAGGACCUUCUCAUGGUCGGGCUCGUCGGCUGCUGGCGGGGUUUUGAUCGAGCGCUAUGGGUUUCAGACCACCUUCCUGAUCACGGCGUGCAUCAAGACGGCCUCUUUUAUUCCGCUGCUUGUGCUGCUGUGCGUGCUCAAGGAGGGACCGCAAGGAACCUCCUGGCUGCCCCUCUGGUGCAGAAGGAGGCCUGUAAAUGCACUUGAGGAUGAUGAUACAGAAGCAAUAGAGGACAACACAUUGCAAGCUCCACUUCUAGGCAGAGCAGGACAGCAGUCUGGUGCUCUGCACCAGACUGCUCUGCAUAGAGAGGAAUGAAAUUGUACAAACUCGAGAAUGAAUACAAGCAACUGAUUUUUGUGUAUCAAUUUACAGUUGAGAGCUUCAAUACUUGUACAACCAAAAGAAUAUUACUCAAGUCGUAAAGAUGUCCAGAUUGUGUGCACAAGUGAGCGGCUGUUAUUAGGCUAAUGGAAACAUGGCCCCGGAUGUAUUCAAAAUGGAUAUAUGCCUUCUGAUGCAAAUCUUGUGGCAUCUUUUGUGGCCCACACAUUGUGGGCAUACUGCCAUUUGGCAACAACUCGCUCUCUCGAUCGUCGCAUGUCUUCAGAUUUACCAUUAAAGGGAUGUGGACAGGGGACUCUAAAUUGAUUUAGAGUCCCCUGAUGUGGAGGGUUCUGACAC